Molecule: messenger RNA, 5428 nt
Organism: Antechinus flavipes (yellow-footed antechinus)
Lineage: Eukaryota; Metazoa; Chordata; Mammalia; Dasyuromorphia; Dasyuridae
Product: N-formyl peptide receptor 2-like
Exons: 2
Coding region: 3084-4142 (352 amino acids)
Biological process (GO): complement receptor mediated signaling pathway; inflammatory response; phospholipase C-activating G protein-coupled receptor signaling pathway
Cellular component (GO): plasma membrane
Molecular function (GO): N-formyl peptide receptor activity; complement receptor activity
Source: RefSeq, a predicted model, not a curated record
GUCUCUGUCUCUGUUUCUCUCUGUCUCUCUCUGUCUCUGUCUCUCUCUGUCGCUCCUCUCUCUGUCUCUCUGUCUGUCUGUCUCUCUCUCAUCUCUGUUUCUCUCUUUCUUCCCUCUCCUUUCCCUUCAUCUCUGUGUCCUCUCUAUCCCUUGCUAUGUCUACCUUGAUGGCUGUCCUCUGUCCUGUGUCUGCCUCUGUCCCUCUGUGUUUCUCCGCGUCUCUGUUCCUGUGCGUCUCUCUCAUUUCUCCAGGAAGGACUGAAUGGGUGGGGACAGGCGAGAUGCGUCAAUGGGAAGGUGUUGGGUACGAUGGGGUGAAUGUCAACAGGCCAAAUGGACAAACUGAGGGACUGAUUCACGGGCCAGUAGUAACCACAACCCAACCCUCUUCCUGCUUUUUUUUCUCCUUUCCCCGCAGUCAGGGUUAUUAUCUCCCCACAGUUUUUCCUGUGUGCUAAGUGGAAAACCCAGAUUCUUUGCCCCCUUAGAAAACACACCUACCCACUCCCACAGGACUCAGGCGUCCUGGACUCCCAGCCUUGCCUCUCGGGGAUUCAGAUGUCCUGGUACCCACCCACCCCCACCCAGGUCCUGCUCCACCAUCAGAAUAAAGUGAAGAUGGGCACAGGCUCAGACCUUGGGGAUGUGCAGGGCCCCGUCACCGUGGGUAUACGUCUCCAUUCUUCUCUACUUCUUGUAAUUCUCUCUUCUUUCUUUCUCUGUUUCUCUGUCUCCAUAUUCCCCACUCACAGUUUUUGUCUCCAUAUUCCCCAUUCUCUGUUUCUCUGUCUCCAUAUUUCCCACUCUCAGUUUUUGUCUCCAUAUUUCCCUGUCUCUGUUUUUCUGUCUCCAUAUUCCCCACUCUGUUUCUCUGUCUCCAUAUUCCUCUCUCUCAGUUUUUGUCUCCACAUUCCCCACUCUCUGCUUCUCUAUCUCCAUAUUCUCCACUCUCAGUUUUUGUGUCCAUAUUUCCCUGUCUCUGUUUCUCUGUCUCCAUAUUUCCCACUCUCAGUUUUUGUCUCCAUAUUUCCCUGUCUCUGUUUCUCUGUCUCCAUAUUCCCCCCUCUCAGUUUUUGUCUCCACAUUUCCCACUCUCUGUUUCUCUAUCUCCAUAUUUCCCACUCUCAGUUUUUGUCUCCAUAUUGCCCAGUCUCUGUUUCUCUGUCUCCACAUUUCCCACUCUCAGUUUUUGUCUCCAUAUUUCCCUGUCUCUGUUUCUCUGUCUCCAUAUUUCCCACUCUCAGUUUUUGUCUCCAUAUUUCCCUGUCUGUUUUUCUGUCUCCAUAUUCCCCACUCUCUGUUUCUCUGUCUCCAUAUUCCCCUCUCUAACUUUUUGUCUCAACAUUCCCCACUCUCUGUUUCUCUAUCUCCAUAUUCUCCACUCUCAGUUUUUGUCUCCAUAUUUCCCUGUCUCUGUUUCUCUGUCUCCAUAUUUCCCACUCACAGUUUUUGUCUCCAUAUUCCCCACUCUCUGUUUCUCUGUCUCCAUAUUUCCCACUCUCAGUUUUUGUCUCCAUAUUUCCCUGUCUCUGUUUUUCUGUCUCCAUAUUCCCCACUCUCUGUUUCUCUGUCUCCAUAUUCCCCUCUCUAACUUUUUGUCUCCACAUUCCCCACUCUCUGCUUCUCUAUCUCCAUAUUCUCCACUCUCUGUUUUUGUCUCCAUAUUUCCCUGUCUCUGUUUUUCUAUCUCCAUAUUUCCCACUCUCAGUUUUUGUCUCCAUAUUUCCCUGUCUCUGUUUCUCUGUCUCCAUAUUCCCCCCUCUCAGUUUUUGUCUCCACAUUUCCCACUCUCUGUUUCUCUAUCUCCAUAUUUCCCACUCUCAGUUUUUGUCUCCAUAUUGCCCAGUCUCUGUUUCUCUGUCUCCACAUUUCCCACUCUCAGUUUUUGUCUCCAUAUUUCCCUGUCUCUGUUUCUCUGUCUCCAUAUUCCCCACUCUCAGUUUUUGUCUCCAUAUUUCCCUGUCUGUUUUUCUGUCUCCAUAUUCCCCACUCUCUGUUUCUCUGUCUCCAUAUUCCUCUCUCUCAGUUUUUGUCUCCACAUUCCCCACUCUCUGUUUCUCUUUCUCCAUAUUCUCCACUCUCAGUUUUUGUCUCCAUAUUUCCCUGUCUCUGUUUCUCUGUCUCCAUAUUUCCCACUCUCAGUUUUUGUCUCCAUAUUUCCCUGUCUCUGUUUUUCUGUCUCCAUAUUUCCCUGUCUCUGUUUCUCUGUCUCCAUAUUUCCCACUCUCAGUUUUUGUCUCCAUAUUUCCCUGUCUCUGUUUUUCUGUCUCCAUAUUCCCCACUCUCUGUUUCUCUGUCUCCAUAUUCCCCUCUCUAACUUUUUGUCUCCACAUUCCCCACUCUCUGUUUCUCUAUCUCCAUAUUCUCCACUCUCAGUUUUUAUCUCCAUAUUUCCCUGUCUCUGUUUCUCUAUCUCCAUAUUUCCCACUCUCAGUUUUUGUCUCCAUAUUGCCCAGUCUCUGUUUCUCUGUCUCCACAUUUCCCACUCUCAGUUUUUCUGUCUCCAUACUUCCCUGUUUCUCUGUCUCCACAUUUCCCUGUCUCUCAGUUUCUCUUUGUCUCUUUCUCGAUCUAAUUUUCUUCUUUCCCCUGUCCCCCUCCCUUCUUCCUGGGCACUUGCCCAUUGGGAACAAAAAACCUCAGUGUUUCCCCAAAAAAAAAUCAAUGUUGGAAGGCAAAGGGGGAAGGAUCCUUGGAAGAAGGCCCAGAGAAGGGGCCUCAGCUCAGGGAACACCUUGUGGAGAGAUCUCUCAGGGUCUCUCUUCCUUUCCUUCUGUGCCCUACGUCCCAUGUGUGAAUCUGGGCAGUGGAAGGAAACCUGGAUCCUGGAGAGGGGCCAAGGUCCUGUGCUCUUGGGCUGGAUCUGAAAUUUCCUCUAAGGGAGAAGUAGAAUUUGCUGAGUUCUUCCUCCUAUUCAUAACCAGCAAAUCGUGUUGAUGGGGGUUCUGCUCCUGUCUGACCACAAAUUAUGCAAUGGUAGGGCAGCCCCCGGAUACUCCCUCCUUGCCUUUUAACCAAAGCUGAAUCAACUCCCAGAGGAGACCAGAGGCCAGUGAGGCACCAAUAGACACGGUGUGAGAGAGAUGGAGAACUCCUCCGUGCUCCCCUCGGACGCCCCCCACUCCCCCCAACCCUCCCCCAUCCACCAGGCCUUCUGGAUCAUCUCCCUCAUCGUCUACUGCUCCGCCUUCGUCCUGGGCGUCGCUGGCAACGGGCUGGUGCUCUGGGUGGCGGGCUUCCGAAUGAGCCGCACGGUCACCACGGUCCUGUUCCUCAACCUGGCGGCCGCGGACUUCGCCUUCACCGCCUUCCUGCCCUUCGUCAUCAGCAGUACCGUCCUGCAGCCGCACUGGCCCUUCGGCUGGUUCCUCUGCAAGCUCCUCAGCUUCCUGUUAGUCCUGAACAUGUUCGCCAGCGUCUUCCUGCUGACCCUCGUGGCCCUCGACCGCUGCGUCUCCGUGCUCUGGCCCAUUUGGGCCCGGAACCACCGCACGCCCCGUCUGGCCGCCCUGGCCGCCGCCGGGGUCUGGAUAUUCGCCCUCGCCUUCUCGCUGCCCACGUUCAUCUUCAGGACCACGGACACGGAGGACGGGAUCACCUUCUGCUACUUUGAAUUUGAAAACCGGGACGAGGCGGGGGAUGACGAGGAGUACGUGGACCCCUGGGCUGAGGGCCGCCACUGGUCCCUGGUGCUGACCCGCUUCUCCCUGGGCUUCCUCAUCCCCCUCAUCAUCAUCAGCGUCUGCUAUGGGCUCCUCACGGCCAAGCUGUGGAGCGGGAUGCGCAAGGUGCGCUCCAGCCGGCCCUUCCGCAUCCUCACGGCCGUGGUGGCCGCCUUCUUCCUCUGCUGGCUCCCUUACCACGUGGUGGGCAUGAUCGAGGCUUUCGCCCACUCCCACCCUCAGCUCGUCGAGGUUCUGCCCUACCUGAGCCCGUUCUCCGCCUCGCUGGUGUUCGUCAACAGCUGCCUCAACCCCCUGCUCUACGUCUUCAUAGGUCGGGACUUCAGGGAGAAGCUCUUCCGCUCCCUGCCCACCGCCCUGGAGAGGGCUCUGAGCGAGGAGUCCGCCGCCACUGGGACCACCGGUAACAGCUCCGUCUCGGCGCCCCCCGUGGCUGUCACUGAGACAAAGAUUCUGUGAGGAGACUCCAAUCUCGGGGGAUUCUGGGAACUUCUGCUUAAGUCUCGAGUUCCAACGGCCUCCCAACGCGGACAUUUUCUGUUCUAAGGUGACUCCUAGCUCUGAUUGUAAGGUCAAUCCCAGCCCUGUUCUGAAUCCAGAAUGCAUGCUCCCAUUUUCCAGAACUUUUCAGCUCUGCUACUCCCUGUUCUGUGUUCUAAGGACUCCCCAGUUUCCACCUGUCAUAGGACAGUCUCAAUGAUUGGUCAGCACGCUGAGUCUUAAAGAAGAAAAGGAGAAUUCCCCCUUUCAAGCCCUCUGAAAGGGAAGGCAACAUCAUCCCAACAUCAGUGGAUUCCUCCUCCUUCUCUGAACCAUCUGCCCUCAGAAGCCCCCACUCCCUCUGGUAGAUGGCCCCCUCCUGCUGUGGCUCUGGGGUCCCGGAUACCAACAAGCUUCCCACUGAAUCACCAGAGUUUGUUCCCAUAGAGAAAACCGAGCUCCUCCAAGACUUGGUCCUGCUCCCCUAACCUUCCCUGGAGGAAAGAGAGAAUACUGAGCUGAGGAAGGGAGGGGUCUUUCUCUGAGAAGAGGAAGGGAAAGUGCUAGGAAAACAGCCUGAGGCUCAAGUCCUCACUCUGCCCCUGGGACGGGGUUUAGAAUCAACUAAAGGAGGCUGGAGGGCUACUCAGUGACCUUCAAGGGCUUCCAAGCCAUCAUUUAAAAAUGGUUUUUUAUGGUUUCCACGUCCCAGACUCUCCUCUCAUUCCAGAAAACACUUACAAUACAUAACCCUAAAAAAAGUAGUGGGAAGAAGGGGAUUAAAAGAGGAAGUUGAGAGAAAAGUGCAGUAAAAUUGCUCCACUUGGGGGAGAAAAAAAAAGCUAGCAUUCUUACAUGAAGCACCACUUCUGACUCCAUUUUGUUGCCAGUGGUUUAUUGGCUCAGGGGUGAUUCAGUGAGAUUGGCAGGGACUCCCUUCCCCAGUAAUUGGGCUUAGAGAUGAGGUCACACACCAUGGGUCACACUCUGGGAGAGUCACUUCCCUGGUGGGUCUGGCCACUUGGCGAAGGCUUCGGUUACAGCCCUCUGUGGAGUUGUCUUGAGGAGUAGGUGGGAGACAGGGAAAGACCCUCAUUUUCACACAUAUACAAAAACAGAGAUAGAAUUUAAGGCUACAAGGAACCUUAGACAUCCAUUUUAAGAUGAAAAGAUUAAGGAUUAUUUUGGUUUCCUUUUUGUACAUUCCAACACCUAAUUUAAUGUCUUGUAAACAGUCGGUACUUAAUAAAAUCAUGUUGAAUUAG